Molecule: messenger RNA, 1677 nt
Organism: Vigna unguiculata (cowpea)
Lineage: Eukaryota; Viridiplantae; Streptophyta; Magnoliopsida; Fabales; Fabaceae
Gene: RECA3
Product: RECA homolog 3
Biological process (GO): DNA repair
Molecular function (GO): ATP hydrolysis activity; single-stranded DNA binding; ATP binding
Source: RefSeq, a predicted model, not a curated record
CCCUUGCUUUGCGUUUUUUCUUUCAUAGCUAAGCUGGGAUCGAAGAACAUCAUUAGCAACAGCUAGUUCCAUGUUGUGCUGUCUCAAAUGUUUAUGAAGCGGCGAGUGGCACCGUGCGCCUCCGUUGUCUCAUAAAAAUGUCUCUUUUGCCUCGUCUUCGUGUCUUCGCCACGCCUUUACUUUCAUCUUCUCUCCUCUCCCCCUUCUCUCAGAAUGGAGGUAGACAACUGAUGACAAGAAUUGGCAUCAAUACCUGCUCGCUUUCUUCCACAGCUGAAGCUUCAGAUUUAGAAUGUGAUGUGACUCGUGAUGAUGUCAAAGCAGCAGAGAGAGCCAAUGCACUUUGCAUGGCUGUAUCACAGCUUGCUAGUGAGUUUAGCAAGGAAUCUAUGUUGUCUCUGCAUAAGUUUUUUGGUGUACGCCGUGCUCGUGUGAUAUCUACAGGCUCCUUGAAGCUUGACCUAGCCCUGGGAAUAGGAGGAUUGCCAAAGGGUAGAAUGGUGGAAAUUUAUGGACGAGAAGCAGCUGGUAAGACUACACUUGCUCUUCAAAUUAUUAAAGAAGCUCAAAAACUUGGAGGAUAUUGUGCAUAUCUUGAUGUAGAAAAUGCUCUGGACUUCUCACUUGUGGAAUCGAUAGGUGUAAAUACUGAAAACCUUCUCGUAUCACACCCUGAUUGUGCUGAAAAUUUGUUAAGCAUGGUUGAUACAUUAACAAAAAGUGGAGCUGUAGAUGUGAUUGUGAUUGAUAGUGUUGCUGCCCUCAUCCCCAAAUGCGAACUUGAUCAAUUAGGAGUUAGUCCUAAACGAGAUUAUCAAUCACGAAUGAUGACUCAAGCACUGCGGAAAAUUCACUAUUCAUUAUCUCACUCUCAAACUCUCAUUAUUUUCAUUAAUCAGAUUAGAUUGAGUUCAAAAACCGUCAAGGAACAUGGAUCUGUGGAAGAAGUCACUUGUGGUGGAAAUGCUUUGAGAUUCUAUGCAGCCGUUCGUUUGAGACUUUCAAGAAUAAGAUUGAUCAAAACUGAGGAUAAGGUAGAGGGUGUUCUGAUCUGUGCACAAGUGGUGAAAAAUAAACUAGCACCAGCAGCAACGAAAAGGGCUGAACUGGGUAUCAAGUUUGGAAGAGGCUUUUGCCAUGAGUCAGAGGUCUUAGAUUUGGCCUGUGAACAUGGAACAAUUGUGAAAGAUGAGGGAAGCUACAUUAUUGAAGGGCAGAGUUUUGAUAGUAGAGAAGCAGCUGAACUGUUUUUGGCUCAAAAUGAUGCCAUUUGUGACAAGUUGGUCAAGGAUAUGAGGAGACUUUAUUUUUAAAACCAUUUGAACUUGCCCAGCAUGGAUUUACUAGGGCAAGUCUCUUUUAUUGGUAUCAUGGCUAACUUUCUGUAAUUGAGCAUUGCCAAUAUUUUAUGAAGGCAAUUAAUAUUGCCUUCAAUGGGAUUCCAGUAUCAACCAUUGUGUAGAUGAGCUUGGGGCAUUUGAAGUAACCUGAAUGUGAUUCUCUUGGAUCUAGCACAUUGUAAAAUUACACUACCAAAUGAGAAAUUCGAUUGCUCUUUCAAACCAUUUGACAACUUCCUUUGUGUAUUUCUAGGGACAAUUGGUUAUAUUCAUUUGUCAAAGAAACAUGCAAACUAUGGAACUACAUUGUAAAUGAACUGUCUUCAUUUCUUGUUCA